Molecule: messenger RNA, 732 nt
Organism: Dracunculus medinensis (Guinea worm)
Lineage: Eukaryota; Metazoa; Nematoda; Chromadorea; Rhabditida; Dracunculidae
Source: the annotation of a GenBank genome assembly
AUGUCGAGCUAUCAUAUGUCGGGUGCUGAAUAUUUGGCAUCAAUUUAUGGCACAGAAAAAGAUAAGGUGAACUGUUCGUUUUAUUUCAAAAUUGGUGCUUGUCGACAUGGCGAUAAAUGUUCUAGAACUCAUAUCAUGCCUUCAUUCUCACAGACAGUGUUAUUAAAAAAUUUGUAUCAUAAUCCAAUGAUCGACACAAGGCAAGCUGAUGCAUUUGCUAAGGUUGGCCAGCAAAAUGAACAAGAGCAGGAAUAUUUCGAGGAAUUUUUUGAAGAGAUUUUCACUGAAUUAGAGGACAAAUAUGGACCAAUUGAUGAAAUGAACGUAUGUGAUAAUAUUGGUGAGCAUAUGAUUGGUAAUGUCUAUGUGAAAUUUGAAAAUGAAGAAGAUGCUGAUAAAUGUGUGAAAGGAUUGGAGAACCGUUGGUUCAAUGGAUGCCCGAUAUAUGCUGAGCUAUCACCUGUCACUGAUUUUCGUGAGGCUUGUUGUCGACAGUAUGAAUUAGGUGGUUGUAAUAAAGGAGCAUUUUGCAAUUUUAUGCAUUUGAAGCAAAUUUCUCGUGAUUUACGUCGCAAAUUAUAUGGUUCAAGAGCCGAUUAUCGUGGUGGUGGAUAUUAUGGAGCUGGAGCUUGGAAUGGAGGCUAUGAACAAGAUCACGGUUAUGAUAGAAGGAGAUAUCGAGGUGGUGGGCGAAGACGUUCAAGGAGUCCUCGAUCCAGACAUCGCUAUUAA